AUGAUCCUUCGCGGCCAACGCCCUGAACAAGCGUCUCGUGAGCAGGCGUCGACUCUUCAUUGCGAACAUGAAUGCGUUCAGUGCAAGAUCCAAGAGCACAAAUGUAAGCCUCUUUCCAAGACCAAGAAAGAGGCUUCGCAUCGUCUUAUAAAGGCAGCUGUCGAGCACAUGUUCUACGGAAAGCCGAUCAAACAAUGGGACGAUGCUAUUGAAAAUGCCGACAUUGUUAUCAAGGCCGAAGCAUCUUCCCCAGCCCCAAAGGUGUCAAUCGAACGCCCUAUCACAUUUACUCCAGGACAGGCAUCGUCCACUAUCACCCGCGAAGUCCCGUUUGGGAAUACGAUCAAGACCCUUGAGAUCGUUCCUGCAGAGGAAAUCAAGCUUGAUGGUGUCACCAGAGGCAUGGCCAACAACAUGGGCAUUCGGUUGAUGCAACUCGAGGCCGAAAUGAGUGUUUUGAUCAAGAUGCAGCGAACUAUGCUUGAUGCUGUGCCCCGAGGCAUGGGCAACAAUUCGGACACUCGCUUCAUUUAA
Messenger RNA from Fusarium graminearum PH-1, 534 nucleotides. RefSeq lists its product as uncharacterized. NCBI's taxonomy places the organism in Eukaryota, Fungi, Ascomycota, Sordariomycetes, Hypocreales, Nectriaceae. The transcript has 3 exons. The coding region runs from base 1 to 534 and encodes 177 amino acids. The record is from RefSeq and is a predicted model, not a curated record.